Molecule: messenger RNA, 5111 nt
Organism: Miniopterus natalensis
Lineage: Eukaryota; Metazoa; Chordata; Mammalia; Chiroptera; Miniopteridae
Source: RefSeq, a predicted model, not a curated record
AUGGUAUAUGAAGAGGAGGAAGAAGAAUGUUCUAGGCAGAGAGAAGAGCAUAUGCAUAGGCCUGAAGACGCAGUAAAUAAUUUUAUUUUUCAGAUAUGCUUUAACUUUGGAAAUACACUCCACUUAGAGGCCUUAAACACAAGAAAUGAAAAUAAGCUACUUCCUAAACACACUCACUUAGUGCGGCAAAAGCGUGCCUGGAUCACUGCCCCUGUGGCUCUUCGGGAAGGAGAGGAUCUGUCCAAAAAGAAUCCGAUUGCCAAGAUACAUUCUGAUAUUGCAGAAGAAAAAGGAAUAAAAGUUACAUACAGAUACACUGGAAAAGGGAUCACAGAGCCACCUUUUGGUGUGUUUGUCUUUAAUAAAGACACCGGAGAAUUGAACAUUACCAGCAUUCUUGAUCGAGAAGAAACACCAUUUUUUCUGCUCACUGGUUAUGCUUUGGAUGAAAGAGGAAACAAUCUGGAGAAACCAUUAGAACUCCGCAUUAAAGUUCUUGAUAUCAAUGACAACGAGCCAGUGUUCACGCAGGAUGUCUUUGUCGGGUCCGUUGAAGAGCUCAGUGUAGCCCAUACACUGGUCAUGAAAAUCACCGCAACGGAUGCAGAUGAGCCCAAUACUAUGAAUUCCAAAAUUUCCUACCGAAUCGUAUCUCAGGAGCCUGCUUAUCCUCCGGUGUUCUACCUGAAUAAAGAUACAGGAGAGAUUUAUACAACCAGCAUCGCCCUGGACAGAGAGGAACACAGCAGCUACACUUUGACAGUAGAAGCAAAAGACGGCAUUGGACAAAUAACAGAUAAACCGGUCAAGCAAGCUCAAGUUCGGAUUCGUAUUUUGGAUGUCAAUGACAAUAUACCUGUAGUGGAAAAGCAAAUGUAUGAAGGGAUGGUUGAAGAAAAUCAAGCCAAUGUAGAAAUUAUACGCAUAAAAGUGUUCGAUGCAGAUGAAAUAGGCUCUGAUAACUGGCUGGCAAAUUUCACAUUUGCAUCAGGAAAUGAAAGGGGUUAUUUCCGCAUAGAAACUGAUAAUCAAACUAAUGAAGGAAUUGUGACCCUUAUUAAGGCAUUGGAUUAUGAAGAAAUGAAGUAUCUUGACUUCAGCAUUAUUGUCACUAAUAAAGCACCUUUUCACAAGUCAGUGAAGAAUAAAUACAAGCCUACAUCCAUUCCCAUCAAAGUAAAGGUGAAAAAUGUGAAAGAAGGCAUUCAUUUUAAAAGCAGCACACUGUCCAUUCGCGCCAGCGAGAGCAUGAAUGAGUCAAGCCUGAGCCGGAUCAUUGGACGGUUUGAAGCUUUUGAUGAAGACACUGGCCAACUAGCCCGUGUAAAAUACACCAAAUUAGAAGAUAUAGACAGCUGGGUCUCUGUGAAUUCUGUCACAUCUGAGAUUAAGCUUGUAAAAAUUCCUGAUUUUGAAUCCAGAUAUGUCCAAAAUGGUACAUACACUGUAAAGAUUUUAGCUGUAUCAGAAGAUUCUCCUAGGAAAACCAUCACGGGCACUGUUGUGAUCACAGUUGAAGACAUCAAUGACAACUGCCCCACCCUGGUCAACCCAGUGCAGAAUAUCUGUGACGAUGUGCAGUAUGUGAACGUGACUGCCAAGGACCUGGAUGGCUACCCAAACAGUGACCCUUUCACCUUUGUCAUCAUUGACAAACCAACUGGAAUGGCAGAAAAAUGGAAAAUAGUGCGCAAAGAAAGUACUAGUGUGCUACUGCAACAAAGUGAACAGAAGCUUGGGAGAAGUGAAAUUCAGUUCCUGAUUUCAGAUCAUCAAGGCUUCAGUUGCCCUGAAAAGCAGGUCCUUACACUCACAGUUUGCAAAUGCCUGGAUGGCAGUGGCUGUGUGGAAACACUGCGUGGCACCUAUGUUGGCCUGGGACCGGCAGCGAUCGCGCUAAUCAUUUUUGCUUUUCUGCUCUUGCUACUUGUACCACUUUUACUGCUGAUGUGCCAUUGUGGAGACAGAGCCAAAGGCUUUGCCCCCAUUCCUGGCACUGUAGAGAUGCUGCAUCCUUGGAAUAAUGAAGGGGCCCCACCUGAAGACAAGGUGGUGCCGUCGCUUCUGACGGCGGAUCGUGGCGACAGUGUGGCGGUGGGCAGUGGAGCAGGAGGUGCAGCAGUCAGGGAAACCACCGUGAAAGGAAGCAGCUCUGCGUCCUUUACCAGAGCGCAGCAUGACAUGUCCGAAGUGGACGGAAGAUGGGAAGAACACAGAAGCCAUCUUUCUGGGGGGGCCACCCAGGUUAUAGGGACAACAGGAGCCAUCGUAGGCAGUGAAACCAUAAGGACCACAAGAGACACGGGGACUUUCAGAGACAUGGCCGGAGCUCGAGCAGCUGCUACCGCGGUGAAUGAAGAAUUCUUAAGAAGUUAUUUCACUGAGAAACUUUCCUGUUAUACUGAGGAAGAUGACAGUCACAUAGCCAAAGAUUGCCUUCUGGUUUAUUCUCAGGAAGAAACUGAAUCUCUCCAUGGUUCCAUUGGUUGUUGCAGUUUUAUUGAAGGAGAGCUAGAUGACCACUUCUUGGAUGAUUUAGGGUUUAAAUUCAAGACACUAGCUGAAGUUUGCUUGGGUCGAACAGUAGAUAUGGAUAUGGAAAUUGAGCAGAGACCAAAACCUAAGAGAGAAACAGCUUCACAUUCAUUCUCCGAGCAAACCAGGGUUAAUUCAGAGACUACCUUCUCCUCUGGUAGUAGCUUUCAAGUUCCAAAACCUUUGCAUGAAGCAAAUGCAGAGGAAAUAACUCAGGAAAUAGUCACGGAAAGGUCUGUGUCUUCUAAGCAGGGUCAAAAGGUAGCUACACGGCUCCCUAAUCCAUUGGCGUCUGGAAAUGUCAUAGUGACGGAAACGUCCUUUGCCACAGGCUCCACUGUGCCGCCACCGGGCACGGUGAUCCUGGGCCCCAGACAGCCGCAGGGCCUUAUCGUGACGGAGCGGGUGUAUGCUCCAGCUCCCGCCGUGGUAGAUGGGCAUUAUGCUAGUGAAGGUAACGUCACGGUUACCGAGAGAGUCCUGCAGCCCAACGGGGGCCUGUCUGGUCCUCUGGAGGGCGCUCCGCACCUGCCAGAGGGACACUACGUUAUGGUGAGGGAGAGAGAGAGCUUCCUUGCCCCCAGCUCGGGUGCGCAGCCCGCUGUGCCCAAGCCCAGUGCAGGGGCAGGACAGAACGUGACAGUGACAGAGAGGGUGCUCACACCCGCUUCCACUCUGCAGUCCGGUUACCCAGCUCCUUCGGGGAGGUCCAUGACGGCCAGAAAGACGGUGGUUUCUGGAGCUGGCGUCCCCGGCCCUCUGCCGGAUUUCGGUUCGGAGGAGUCUGGUCAUUCUAGUUCCACGGUCGCCACGUCGUCCACCAGGGUGACCAAGCGCAGCACAGUGCAGCAUGCUUACGCCUGAACAGCCGCCACAGCCCCACCCAGGGUCUCACCAGCGGUCACCGCUGUCGGGUUUGCAGUGGGCCUGCCCUUCAGCUUCACGGCGGAAGAGGCACAUACACAAAAUUUAAAUCUUAAUAAUAGACGGCGGACCUUGCUGUCCCAGGGCCCAGGGGUGCCCUUCAGAGAUGCUCUGGGAUUUCCUGAGGGCAUAAGCAUGAUGCUGUAUAUUACGUGCCUUUUAGUGAGUUGUGGCCAAACAAUAUUCACAAACCAAGUUAAACAGAGUAAAUCUGGCUUCUGAGAAUUUACCAAAUUAACACAGAGUAUCCAGUUCAUCAGCCCUGCAGUAGAGCCAUCCAUGAAACGGCCCUGCCUCUGCGUGGCACGUUGUUAACAUUUAACAUUGCUGUUCUCUAGUCCGUGCUUCACUGCACCCGGCAGGUUAUCCACACGCAUUUAUCCAAAGGUGCAUACGUAGUCCAGUGACCAGUUUUGUUGGUUUUCCUUAAGACCAGAGGCCUUCCAAUCUGUGUUAGGGUGACUGAAUUGAGUAGCAUUGACAUGGUAAAAACACACGUUUUGGUGCAUAAAAACUGUAUGUAUAUGAUUGUGUGUGUGUUGUAUGACCUUAAAAAUAGCAUUAUACCUUCCCUUUGUCUCUCAAUAAUCAUGGAAAUAUUGAAUACUUCCAAUUCAGUUGAAUAACCCAGGGAAAAAUUCAUAAAUAUAAAAUCACUUUCCUUUUUAUAGUAAUAAUAUACUAUUUAUAAAACCUCAGGCUAUAUUAUCUUCUAAUUUUGUACAGCUAAAUUAACCAUGAGACUACGCCUGUGGAAAGAACCAGGGCUAUUUCAAUGCUGUUAUUCAUCCUCAGUGCCUAACAUGGGUUCCAAAUCAAUAUUUGUGGCAUUAAGCUGGAUUUUAGAAGCCACUCUCUUUAACUUACCAUUUCAAAACAUUGAAACACCUUGUAAUUUCUAUAAUUACGAGUUUGAAGUUAGUAUUUUAUUCUGUGUCUCAAAGUCAUUGACUAGUUGGCCAUGACUUACUACAUAUUAAAUAUGUAAUUAAUAGGAAUUUGUAUAGCAUCCUUGCCCUGUUUUGAAAAGCGAUUUGGGUAUUUUGACUAAAUAAAUAGAUUAUUUUUAUUGCUCUUUGGGAAAAGAAUCCAUUUCAAGUUUCAAAGUAUAUGUGUAUUUUAGUAACAAUUUAUAUAAAUAUUCACAACAAAAAAUUUUCAUAAGUUUUACAUACUGUGUAAUUUUGUGAUUUCUCAAGUUAUUUUGCUUAGGGAAAUGAAUCUUUAAAAAAUUUAUUUUUGUAGCACAUUUAUAGAAGAAGUAUUGUUGAAUUGUGUUAUGCAAAGGACUGAUACUGUUUGUUCCCACUGACUAAAUGUUUUACUCUCUACUUGUGUCGUUGCUUUUUUUUUUUUCAUCAUAGACAUAGUUGCUAUAUUUUGCCAAGUAUGCAACAGGAAUACCACUACUGUGUGACAUUUAAAAAUGAUCUAACUGCUUUGAACAAACACAACUUGGUCUUAAACUUCCUCCUUGGGCAGGCUUGGAAGCCCUAACCUGUCACGUGUGUGUAGAGUAAUCACAUUUUCUAAAUGCUUUUGUUUGUUCCCAAACGGGUGAUUUGUAUUAGUUUUUACAUUUGUUCCUUGGGAGACUAUAUUUGUAUGUAUAUCAACAAAAUAUUUAAAUAAAAAAAUGACCUUUAGAGCAA